Kwoniella botswanensis is the source of this 660-nucleotide messenger RNA. RefSeq lists its product as uncharacterized. Bases 1 to 660 code for a protein of 219 amino acids. The record is from RefSeq and is a predicted model, not a curated record. NCBI's taxonomy places the organism in Eukaryota, Fungi, Basidiomycota, Tremellomycetes, Tremellales, Cryptococcaceae. The transcript has a single exon.
AUGAGUGACGACGGGUCGGACGGUUCCGACGAAAGCUCUUCCAGACCAUCCUCUUCUCGAUCCAGAUCACGCUCACGUUCAGGUUCAGGUCGAUCGUCAUCGUCCUCAGGUAAAAGUCGGCGAAGUGCUGGUAGCAGUCGAGGUAGUGAUGGUGGAAGUGGUCCUUCCUCGAAGAAAAGUAAAAGUAGAAGCAUCGACGCAAGUAGUCAAUUGACCAAAGCUGAGACAUACCUAAAAACCAUCACCGAUGAAAGUAUUCAAUGUACCGAUUUCGAUACUGCUGUCUCGGCUGUGCGGACCUUAACGGAUAUGUCGACAUUUUGUGAAGCGUUGAAAGAGAAAUGGAUGAAACAGAUCAAAGAGCUGAGACAGAAAGAGGAUCGGACCAAGAGCGAACAUGAAAAAACGGUUGAAAGUCUAAUCAACCCUAGUACGGCUCCUGCUUCCGACACAGUUAGUACAGCAAGUACGGAUCUUCCUUCUGAAGGGAAGACGGUUGGUACGGCUAGUGCGGAAAGUGCCAAGGCGGAUGAGGGGAUGAAGUCCGAAGGAGAGAAGGAGGAGAGCAAAGUUGGGGAGAAGAAAGAUGACGGUGGUGAGAAGAAAGAGGAAGCGAAGAAAGGUGAAGGUGGCGAAAAGAAAGAGGAAGAAAAGAAAUAG